Molecule: messenger RNA, 2672 nt
Organism: Trichobilharzia szidati
Lineage: Eukaryota; Metazoa; Platyhelminthes; Trematoda; Strigeidida; Schistosomatidae
Source: the annotation of a GenBank genome assembly
AUGCAAACUGGUUUAGCUGCUCAAUGUCAUCAUCAACCGGGAAGGCGAGCAUCCCUAAUUGAAUUACAACUUGUCCAUCGUGAUGUUUACACAGUCCUAUUUGGAAGUAAUCCAGCCAGUAGAUGUCGAAUUGAUCCAACACUUUUAGCUACUGUACGUUUGUGUAGAUUAGCUUGUGGUGGUGUCGGUGUCGAUUCUGAUACUGCUUGGCAUACAGCUGGGCAUACAGCACAUGCAGCUAGACUAGCAGCUGGAUGUGUCGUGGAUUUAGCCUGUCGUGUUAUGUUAGGUCAAUGUCCAAAUGGUUUCGCUUUGGUACGACCACCAGGACAUCAUGCAGAACCUGGUCAAGCUAUGGGUUUUUGUUAUUUCAAUUCAAUAGCAAUAGCAACUAAAAGAGUUCAAUUCCUUGGGUCAACAACACUUAGUAAUGAACAAAACUCAGUUAUAUCUUCAUUAACAAACACACUAUUCGAUCAGUCAGCUUUUCUCCCAUACACAAUAGAACCAACAUUGAAACCAAGAAUUCUUAUUGUCGAUUGGGAUAUUCAUCAUGGAAAUGGGACACAAACAGUCUUCUAUACUGAUCCAACUGUCUUGUAUAUAUCAUUGCAUAGACAUGACGAAGGUGGAUUUUUUCCUGGUACUGGAUCACCUGAAGAAAUUGGUGCUGGUCCUGGUGAAGGAUUUACAAUCAAUAUUGCUUGGCCAUCAGGCAUAGUGAUGUCUGAUGCUGAAUAUCUAGCUGCAUUUCGUUUAAUUGUCCUACCUGUCGCCUAUGAAUUUCAACCAAGUCUUGUCCUGGUCUCAGCUGGAUUUGAUGCAGCUCCGGGGCAUUCAGCUAAUCUUGGCGGUUAUUCUGUUAGUCCAGCAGCUUUCGGUUGGAUGACACGAUUGUUAUCUGUUGAUCGAAUAGCUAAUUCGAAAGUUGUCCUGUCUUUAGAAGGUGGUUACGACUUGAAUAGUCUUUGUGAUUGUACAGAAGCUUGUGUUAGAGCCCUGCUACAGUCAGCUGCAGAAAUCAAUGAGAAAAAUUCUGUACCAAUUAGUGUUCCUGAUUUACUUCCAUUGAAACAAACAGAAAUGGAUCGUGUACCACAUCCUGCAGCUAUACAAACUUUACUAAGAGUAGCACAAUUACAUUCUUCUUACUGGAGUUGUUUCUCUAAAGAAAUCACCACUGAAUAUGCAUCGUUACCAGCGAGUAGAUGGUUGCCGACAGUAUUUGAAAGCUCAUCUAAACCAUCAACGACAGAUCAUACUUCUUUAGAGUCAGACAAUAUUUCUGCUGCAAUGAAUAUCAAUCGAAAUUUCUUUAAAUCUUUAAAUAAAGCAAAUCCCCUAGGCGAAAACUUUAACACAUUUACAUCCACAAAUAAUGCAUCCAUCGAAAAUAGUCGAUUGUUUAAUUUUGCUAUGCGACAAGCUUCUUCUAUGGAUGAAGCAACUGAUACUGAAAUGAAACAGAAUUUCACUCGCAGAAGAUCAGCUACUGGUCUUACUCUAUCGAAUAUUGAUUCAAAACAAUUGAUUGAUACAAAUGAAACUAUAACACGAAUAGCAUUAGCUCGAUUGGCUGAGCUACACGUUACACAGAAUCAUGAAUAGUUUCGAUUCGAUUUUUUUGAGGGGUUCAAUGAAUAAGUGAUUAUUUCAUUGUCAAGGUUGUGAUACUGAUAUUCUUAGUUUUGUUUUAAUAAACUAAUCAUGCAAAAAAAUAGAUUAUCCCACUAUUCAAAUCAGUGAAAACGAGCACUAUUUUGGAUUAUAUUAUACAUAUACAAAUGUAUAUGUAUAAUAUGAUAUUUCAUAUUGGCAUUUCAGUGGUUUGUCCAAAAACAAUUUAAGCAUUUACUAUUUUGAGCAUUUAUUCUUGUGUCAGUUGUUUUUUGUAAAUAAAAAAAGAAAGAAAAAUUUUACGAGCAUUCCCUCGUGUUACAACAAUCAACUGAAUGCAAACAGUGUAUUUCAAUUUCCCGGUGCCUUAAAACUUGACAGCGCUUGUUUUAAUUUAUUAACGCUACCUCCAUAUUUACGUUCACUGUUCAAUGUUCGAUACGUGCAUAUAUAUUUGUGUGCAUGUAUGUAUGUAUACAUAUACAUAAGCAUUACAAAUGUUUGAAUAUUGAUUAAUUUAAACAAAGAAAAUAGAAGUAAGGCAACAGCUAUUAUUGAACCUGUUUAAUUUGAGCUUUGCUUCGUUUCUUCUUCUUCUCCUUCUCCUAUUUGUUGUUUUUAACACUCUAAAGUUUUGUUCUUCCCCAUUUUUAUUUUUUUUCAAAAUAUUAAAAAACAAUUAUUAUUUCAUUGUUUUAUGAAUUAUGUACUUUCUGGUAAAGUAUAUACAUCUAUACAUAUAUGUGUUUCUUCUGAAAAUUUUAUUUUUUAUUAAUAUACUACUAAUAAUAGUAAUAAAAUGCAUUUUUAUUAAUUUUUGCGUGACUAUUUUAUUUACCUUUUAUCCAGAAGAAUGUUUUGCCCUAAUUCAUUUGCGUGUGAGUGUAAUUUCUUGAUUUAUACAUUCGUGUGAGUUGUGUUUGUUGAGCGUUAAUUGGUGUGUGUGUGUGUGUUUGAGUGUGUGAUUGUCUGGUUACUCAUUCACACCUCACAUGAAUAUGGUAUUUCAAAUUAUUCCACGCUGAGUACAAUUCAUGUAUAAUUUUCAUUAUGAG